Dendronephthya gigantea is the source of this 3368-nucleotide messenger RNA. RefSeq lists its product as uncharacterized. Lineage: Eukaryota; Metazoa; Cnidaria; Anthozoa; Malacalcyonacea; Nephtheidae. The transcript has a single exon. The coding region runs from base 26 to 3262 and encodes 1078 amino acids. Gene Ontology annotation, molecular function: histone binding. The record is from RefSeq and is a predicted model, not a curated record.
CCUUCGUUUUGCACACCAAGACGAAAUGGCGGGUAAUGAAAAUAAUUUCUUAGAGGAAACGACUAAAAAUCCAAGUAAUUUCGAUAUUAUAACGCUUUCAAGUGAUGAGGAAGAAUCAAAGGAAGACAAAGAUGUGAGCUUCCUCUUUAAACGCUUCAUUCUGGCAUGCCGACCGCAUGUAACGAAGGAGGCCAUAAAAGAUGUGCGAUUAUUAUUUACGGAAGUUCAAGGAAAUUUACACGGAUCGAACGAACUGGGGAACAUGUUAGAACGUUAUGGUAAAGAGAUUACGAAAGCCAACGUAGAUUUGUACUUAAAUCUGAUUUGUAAUGCAUUGAAUGAGAAAAAAUCUGAAAAUCGCAAUAGUAUCCCGUUGAAUUCCGUCACUGUGAAUAAUGGAAAUUCUGUGACAGACAAAGUUGAAGAAAAUAAUUCACUUCGUGACGUAAGCGGCCCGCCAAUUUUUAAAGCAACUCUAAAGUCAUCCACAGGUCAAAACAACGAACCAGUCUUGCCUACAAAUGAACGACCUGAUAUUACUUUCAUCGAAAAUGAUGAUGAUGAUGAUGACUUUGUCAGUAAAGUGCCAUUAAAAAAACCUAUUGAAAGAGUGGAAACUAUGCCUUCAACCUCAACUGCAUAUCACAAUGCCAAAUCUGACAAAGCUAAUAAGAAAAUGUCUAUUAAAACACUUACCAAACCCCAAAGGAAAAAACUUGCGGCUCGGCUUCAGCAACGCCUAAAGCAAAUUAGCAAUGAAAUCAAAAUAUUAGAUAGAGCAGAACUAACACUUGAAGAGAUGGAUAUGGAUGGCAGUACCUACAUCAAAGAAAAUAGGUUGAAGAAAAAAUUUGAAAAGACUUGGAAUAAACUAUGCAAGAUAUUAGGUCGGCCACCCAACACUGGACGUGUUGUAGAAAAACCGAUUCGUGCAAGCUCGACUGGGUAUUCUAUGAUAGAUAAGGCAAUUUCCAAGUUCUUGCGUGAUCAUCCUGGCAUGUUUCCUAAUUACUUUGAUGUACAAAAUAUUGUGUUAGGUGCAAAUAGAAAACAUGACUUGCGCAUGUCAUCCCAAGUGCUGAAAGGGCUUAUUGCAGAUAUUUUCACAGAUAUCGGCAACAAGCUACAGAAACAACGAGAAAAAGAUUUACUGUUUAAUUUUGGAUCACAUUUGCUAGAUGAUUUUAAGGCAGAUGACGAUCCUGCAUUAUUUAGUGAGGAGCUUGCCCACCAGUUGGCAAAGAACCGUAAAAUAUCGAAAAGAAACCUAAAACAAGUAUACUCUAAGUACACACACCUAGAACGCUACAAGAUUGAUGAUAGAUCAACAAAGUAUAGUCCCUUGGAUGAUGACAAGGAUAGUAGUACUGAAUCAAGAUCGUCUGGUGAUGAAGAGGAGACUAUGAAUAUGAAAUGCAGUCACCCUCGUAUUCAUGGAGUUAGGGAUAAAUCGAGAAAGAGGAAGGGUUCACUAUCUCCUAGACCUAGCACAUCUAGACAAGUAGAUAGAGAUGUAAGUUGCGAAUCCAGUUCCGAUGAUAGACAUCAUCCCUCAAGAUCGAUUGAUGUUGAUUCAAUUGUAGUUAUUGAUACAGAUGGGUCUUCCACACAAGCACCCUUAGUUGCACCUGUUUUGCCAGAAUCAGAUGUGUCUUCCUCACAAGAGUACUCUGUCCCACCAACUAUGCAAGAACCUACAGCUAUUAAAGUGGAGUCAAUCGUGGUAGAGGAUGCAGGUGUGUCUUCAGGAGAACAUUCUCUCUUCUCUGCUAUGCCAAACGCUUUGUUAGACAUUUCGUCAGCUACAACAAAUUGUAAAACAACAUCAGCAGACACCGACCAUGUUGAUCAAUGUCCAGCAUCCCCAACGUUUCCACUAUGUAGUACAAAUGACAAGGCUGAUAUCAAAACUCCUGAACUGGCAACUUCUGAUCCACCCCCCUUAGAUGGUGAUAGGAAAAUUGAUGAACAGACAUUGUCCUCAUGCAGUGACUGUGAAGUCAUAAAUGAUACUAAUGAACUCAGACAAUUUAGUACACCUGCUAAUGAGCCUCUGGAUUCUCAAAAUGAACCAAGCACUGAUUUUAAUAAUGAGCUGGAAAAACUUAAUAAACCUUCUGAUGAGUCAUCUUUUCUUAAUAUGAAACUAAACAAUGUCCCACAGGAACCACCUAUGAAGCAACAUGACAAACUAGCUAAUGAGCCAUCAGUAUGUGAGUCACGUUCACCCAUUGAUGAUAACUGCGUAGUAAUUAAAGAUGAUGAAGAUACCAUUCAUGCUACUACUAGUUGUGAGGGGCCACCUGAGGUUGCAAAAGCAUCAGCACCUAAUGAUGAGCUGGUAUCAAUGUUAAAUGCUCUUCAAAAUGUUUUUCAACCUAAAGAUGACAUUUUAGACAAAUCAAAACCUUCUAUCCCAAUGUGUAAUGAUGCCAUUAAUCCUGGAAACACAGGUGGUAAUGACAUCCCAGACAGGAUAUGUGAAGCAACCAGUACUAGCAUUGACAACAAAGUGAAUUUUGGUCAUCCUGUAACUUCAGCUGUAGCGUUACCUUUGGGUGAUAAAAAAUGUUCAACUGAUAAUAAUGACAUUGAUACAGAUUCAACCGAUCAACCACUAAAACCUAAAAUAGAACAAACUGCUCUAGAAGAACAAACCACUUGUAUUAUGUCAACAAAGCAAAGUGAAACAGAACAGAGGAACAUUUCAAGUCAAUCAUCCCCAAACAUUUUGGAAAAUCCAAGAAAAAGAAAAGCAACUGCAGAACUUGCAGUGUGCAUACCAAAAUCAACAGUGAAAUGCUUAGAAAAGAUAGCUCUAGCAUUAAAAAAUAAGAGGUUGAAAAUCCCAGAUGCUUGGGUAAAUUCAAGCAAAGUUGAAAGCAUUAAUAAUACGUCUACAUCAAUCCAAACACCAAUGCUAAAAGAAUCAUCCUCAGCUAGUGUUGGUGCUUCCUUAUCCAAACUCCCCACAACAUCAGCAGACACUCAUUGUGGAAUUCAGAAUACAUCCCCUCUGGUAAAUGGAAAAGCAAAAAUUGACUUAGAACACAGAGAACAGUUUAGAAAGAAAACACUAAAUGCCAUAAAACUGCCCAUAAAUGUUGACUGCAAAGAAGAAUGUCUGUCUGACGAAGAAUGUCUGUCUGACAGUAAUCCCCAUACUAGCUCUGUAUCAAACAAAACUGUAUUAGGCAUGGUGUCUACAUCUGAUAUUGUUGGUCAGGGUGAUCAACAUGAAGUCAUUGUUAUUGAUGAUUAGUAUGUAAAUAGUUUUCAGUUUACCACUGCUCAGUGGCAUUGACAUUGUGUAUUAAAGAACUAUUGUAUGUAUUUAUCAGUAGUUUGUCUCAGUGGUUGCACAGGAU